Bursaphelenchus okinawaensis is the source of this 1230-nucleotide messenger RNA. NCBI's taxonomy places the organism in Eukaryota, Metazoa, Nematoda, Chromadorea, Rhabditida, Aphelenchoididae. The record is from the annotation of a GenBank genome assembly.
AUGCAGUUACUAGGCAAACUCAGCACGAUACCCCGCUACGUGUCCCUGCUCCUGCUGACGAUACUCCUGGUGACGGGCGCCGUCAUGGACGACGGACUAGACGUACUCAACGACAAACCCACAGACCCCAUCAACAAUAUCGACCUGGGGAACGGGUGCAACAUCUACACGAACGAAGGUCUACAUGUGGUGCUGGAUAGGAUCUGCACUUUAUGUCAUGAGAUGUACAGCGAUACCAACCCCAACAUGAGGUCACAGUGCAGGUAAGGGUUUCGGCUAGCUCUAGUGUGAUAAGUACUAUUAUAAGUAGUAUGAUAUAAAUCAAAAAAUAUAGUGUAAUGCCUACUACAAUAUAAAGUUACAUUCAAAAAAUACAUUUUUUAAAUUUUUUAUGUUGAUGCAAAAAGAAUGGCGCGCUAAAUAUCCAAAGAAUGUUUAAAAAAGCAUUGAAUUAAUAAGAAAAAACUUUUUUUAAAUGUUGCAAUACCAAAAAGACCGUUUUACAUUACAGUAAUAGUAUUAGCAAACCCGGACAAAACAUAACAAUUUCAUUACCGCGUAGUAAACAUACAACAUCUGCCGGUACUAUAAUAUUAAAUUAUUCAUAACGUACUUUAUCUAAUCAGCUAACGUCAAUGUUACUCUAUGUUUUUGUGCUCUACUACCUGUUUGUAAUCAUAAGCAGGCAGUAAAGUAACAUAAACAGGUAGUAGAGUCAAUUUACUAUAACAGGCAUUAUAGUAACAUAAACAGGCAAGGCAGUAUAGUAACUUGAUUAGGUUAUAACUAACAGUGUAAGGCUAAUUUGAUCAUAUUAUGCCUGUUUGUUAACCUUCAGUGCUUUAUGUUACGGUUUAUAGUUCAGGUAUAGCCUAAGAUACAAUAGUAUAGAGUAUAUAGACAGUAUUAACAUUACAGUACUAAAAGUACAACUUUUUCUUCAAAAAUUUGCAAAAGAAGUACCAGUAGCAAUAUUUUCUGUAAAAACGUAAAAUUUAUCGAUAUUACAGUACUGCGGUUACCAUGGUAUCUCUACAGUACCAUUAGCACCAUUUCCUACAAAAAUAUGAACUUUAGUACCACCUAGUACCACUUUUUCUAACGUCUACUAACAGUACCAUUCCUUUCAGAAUGAAUUGUUUCCGGAACGAGCAGUUCAAGAAGUGUCUUCUGGUGUUCAGGCCGGCACGAUCGUUACAUCGCCGUGAUGUGCUCAGACAAAACUGGUAA